Camellia sinensis is the source of this 3093-nucleotide messenger RNA. RefSeq names its product ABC-2 type transporter family protein (gene ABCG10). Gene Ontology annotation, cellular component: membrane. Gene Ontology annotation, molecular function: ABC-type transporter activity; ATP hydrolysis activity; ATP binding. The record is from RefSeq and is a predicted model, not a curated record. Gene Ontology annotation, biological process: transmembrane transport. NCBI's taxonomy places the organism in Eukaryota, Viridiplantae, Streptophyta, Magnoliopsida, Ericales, Theaceae.
GAAACAUUUUCCCACUCUCCAAACACCAAGAAAAAUCCCUCAUUGCUUCCUCCCACAAGAAAAAGCCAAGUCAAGCCCAAGGCUGAACUGUCGAAGCCUAUUCAUUACCACCACCCCUUGGCUAAAUAGCUAACUUGUACAGAAACAUCAAGUUUGGUAGUGUUAGCUCAUCUUCUCAUUUCCAUCUUCUUUUUUUCCACCUCUCUCACAUACCACUUUCUCUCUCACUAUUAGACACACUUUUAUCUCUCUUUCUUUCUCCCUCUCUCCAUCUUUCUCGAGAUGGAAUUGCCGGUAAAGUUGCCUGUUUCGGGUGGCAAAAAACCUCCAUACAAAAUAGAAACCAAAAACUUGUCCUACACAUUUUGCAGCCCAUACAAUGAAUUCAAUUGGGCUCUUCGGCGUUGCAAGACGGCGAAGAGGUCCCCUAGUUUCAUAUUAAAAGAUGUGAAUUUCGAAGCCAGGCCCGGGGAGAUCACCGCCAUUGUGGGUCCUAGUGGGGCUGGAAAAACAACACUGCUAGAAAUUGUCGCGGGAAAGGUAUCGUCGCCAAGUAAAGUGUCCGGUCAGGUACUCGUAAACCACGGUCCCAUCGAUGCAAAAUGUUUUCAGAGAAUUUCAGGCUAUGUCACUCAAGAAGAUGCUCUAUUUCCUUUACUAACUGUUGAAGAAACACUAAUGUAUAGUGCUCUUUUGAGGCUACAGGGUGGGAAAACAGAGGCGGCGAGCAGGGUCAGAGUUCUGAUGAAUGAUCUUGGAUUGGAUAUGGUGGCGGGUUCACGGGUAGGUGAAGGGUCGAACCAUGGUGUUUCGGGAGGGGAAAGGAGGCGGGUUUCAAUUGGAGUUGAGUUAGUCCAUGAUCCUCCUGUUGUUUUUAUUGAUGAACCAACUUCAGGGUUGGAUUCAAAUUCAGCUCUUCAAGUUGUGACACUGCUCAAAUCAAUGGUUGUGAAUCAAGGUAAAACCAUUGUUGUAACAGUCCAUCAACCUGGUUUUCGAAUCCUCGAGCUGUUCAAUAGAGUUGUUCUUCUUUCAAAUGGGGUUGUGAUUCACAAUGGAUCAAUAAAACUUCUUGAAGAUACACUAAACAUUGUCGGCUAUCGUGUGCCUAAACACAUCAACGUGCUCGAAUUUGCCAUUGAUGUCACAGGGAAAAUGAUCAUACAAACAGAAAUUCUCAACAGCCAAUUAUUUCUCAAUGAUCACGAAGAAGCUAGAGAAAAAGAACACAAAGACGACAUCAAACAAAACCUCCUGUCCUACCCGAACUCUCGGUUUGAAGAAGUUUUCAUACUCGGAGAAAGAUUCUGCAAAAAUGUAUUUAGGACCAAACAACUUUUCGCCACCAGAGUGAUACAAGCCGUGGUGGCUGGAUUAGUACUCGGGACCAUAUUCUUGAAUGUUGGCAACAAUCAAGACCAUGUCGAUUUACAAACCCGAAUUGGGUUUUUUGCGUUCAGCCUCACUUUCUUGCUCUCCUCGACAACCGAAGGCCUGCCGAUAUUCCUGCAAGAGAGACGAAUUCUAAUGAGAGAGACAUCAAGGGGGGCAUACAGAGUAUCUUCUUAUAUCAUAGCAAACACCCUAGUGUUCCUCCCUUUUCUCCUCAUGGUUGGUCUUCUCUACAGCACCACAGUUUACUGGCUCGUGGGUUUAAGGCGGGAAAUCGAUGCUUUUCUCUACUUUUCUCUGCUGGUUUGGAUGGUUGUCUUGAUGUCAAACUCUUUCACAGCAUGUUUCAGUGCUUUGGUGCCAAAUUUCAUCAUGGGGAACUCGGUGAUCGCUGGGUUGAUGGGAUCUUUUUUUCUGUUUUCCGGGUAUUUCAUAUCGAAGGAAAACAUACCUAAUUACUGGAUUUUCAUGCACUAUUUGAGUCUUUUCAAGUACCCAUUUGAGUGUUUUAUGAUCAAUGAGUAUGGAGGAGAGGAAGGAAGAAGAAGAUGUGUGCAGAGUGCAAAUGGCGUCUGUCAGUUAUAUGCAGAUGGUUUCUUACGACAGCAGGGUGUGAAGGAGUCACAGAAAUGGAGCAAUUUAGGUGUCAUGUUGGGUUUCAUCUUAGGUUACAGAGUGUUCUGUUUUCUGAUUUUGUGGUACAGAUGUUGCAGAACUGGAAAAUAGAUGGUUUUGUGUUGUUUUUGUUUUUUUGUUUUUGAUUGGACAAGCUACAUGAUUAAAAGCAAUGCUCAAUUAGUACACAUUAAUGUGUGUUUAGUACACAAUAAUGUGUGUUUGGAAAAGGAAAGAUUGGACAAGCUUUAUGAUUAUUUAGAAAAAUUUAGAAAUUGUUUAUUCAUGUUGUGUGUAAGAUGACUUCAAUCAGUUUAUGCUCCAUUUUUUGGGUGCUUUGUUUCUGUUCUUUGCUUGGGAUUAUAUUAAAACUUAUUAUUUUAUUUUCAGUUUUGGAGGAAAGAGUUCUUGAAAAUUCAGAAAACAACUUCCCAUGUUUCUGGAAAAGAUGUUUUGGUUGUGUUUUAGUUUUCUACUUUCGUUUCCCAGAAAAAUUGUCUGGCAAACUUUUUCAGAUUUUUUUUUUAAACAACAAACUUUUUAAGAAAUAACAAAAAAUUAUUUUCGAUUUUUCUUUGCACACAAAUGAUACCAAUGGUUGUCUUCAAACUUUUCAUUGUUUUGUUUCAGGAAAGCAAGAAAAAAAAACAAAAAAACAAAAAUGGACAAAACAAAACCAGAACCAAACAGUACAGGAAUGAAACAUACACUGCCCAAGAUAAAGAAACAAGUUAAAAACAUAGGUACACCACAUAACAUAACCUGAAAUGCAGUGAGACAAAAAAACAAUAUGUUGAACUUGUGUCUACUUCCAAGAAAACAAACUACUGUCAAUGUCAAACCUUUGGUCUUUUAGGGUAUGACGAUACCAUAAAAGAUGCAUACUGAUAUAUGACUAGGAAAGGGGUAAAUGCAAGAAUUUUUUUUUUGAUAUUAAUCGUAAUUUCACGUACGGUACUGCAUCCAACAUGAUAGUUUUCACGGGUAGUAAAUCAACGAACAAUUACAAUGAAUUCAGACAGAAAAAGAAAAGGGUUUCACGGGUAGUAAAUCAACGAACAAUUACAAUGAAUUCAGACAGAAAAA